Molecule: messenger RNA, 2940 nt
Organism: Symbiodinium sp. CCMP2592
Lineage: Eukaryota; Dinophyceae; Suessiales; Symbiodiniaceae
Source: the annotation of a GenBank genome assembly
AUGAACCUGGUCAUGGAUGCAGGAUCACCUCUACCGGUGCCGGAGCUAGCCGUGCGGGUAGCCUUUGCAGCAAGAGCAGAUAGUCUGAUCCUGGGCUACUCACAUGCCUUCCGCCUUGUGGAGCCGUCGCCCGAACGCAUCAAGGUGGCGGGCACCGCAGAGUCCCUUCAAGUGGCCCGCAGCACAAUUCCCAAGCUCGACGUGGCAUCGGCUUUUGAGGAGGCCGUUGAGGUGGAGGGCAAGCAGCUGGAGGACUCUGGGGGUCUGGUCAGCGCCUUCUCCUUCAUCAGCAACCUCAGCAAGAGGGCCUCCGAGCCCGCCGUGCGGGGCUUCCUCAGCGCCCUGCACCGCGUGCAUCCUUUGGUCGAAGAAGCCAACGUCAUCACUCGGGAGGUUUUUGGCAAUGCAGACCUGCACCUUGAGAUACAGACCUUGACCGACGUCCUGGAUUUCAACAGUGAUUCUCCUGAGAUUGUGAUUUGCUGCUUGGAGAAGCCUUCUCCCCUGGCACGCUUCCAGCAGACCGUGAGCACGGUCCAGCAAUGUUUGCGCAACCCAGCUGCGCCAACCUCCUCGCAAGAUUUGGCAGACAAGCGCUGGAUGUUGGGCUGCGCAAAGCACCCACUAGCCCAUGCCAUGGGCCUGGAUGAGCACAUGACCAUUCGCGGCCAUGGGCACUUGCUGUCCAUCUGGUCCCUGGAGGAGUUCCUGCAGCGGCUGAGUGAAAUCCGUGACCUCUACCAGGAAGCCUGCGAGACCGGAGAAGGUUUUGAGGGGACGCGCUCAACUUUGGCCGCCCAGCCCUUCCAGAACCCCUGGCAUCAGUGCACCUUCUCCCACAUGAAAGUCUUGGCAGAGGAGGCAGCAUCUAUCAGGACCAGCCCCUUGUUGAGGUGGUUGCUGCGGAGCCCUCCAAAGGCACCGAUCCAGCAAGCACCACCACCAGGCGCAAGCAUUGCCGGAGCCAUCGCGCAGUCGUCCUGGUCGGUGCACGCAGACCUCAAGCGGAGGCCCUCGGUCCCGGAGUCCUCGCCAAGCGCCUGCAGCUCAAGCCAUUUGUUCCCCGUGGGCGGCGGGGACAAGGACAAGCCUACUCCGCGAACGGGCUUCUUUGAGGUGGACAACUCGCCACUUCCAACUAUGGCAUCCUACUUGAAAGGUUUGCUGACGGACCCUUCGAGUGCUGACGUACAGCUCGCGGUGACAGAACCAUGCGAAGGGCAAGAGCCGAUGAUCGUCCCGGCCCACAGCAUCAUCCUCACAAGGCUGCCUUUCUUCCGGCGACUGAUUGCCGACCAUCGUGCCAUUGGGAAGUCACCGAUCAUUGUGCCUCACGCCCUUUCUGUGAUCAUCUUGCGUCAGCUCUUGGUCUAUGCCUACACGGACAGUGUCAAGGAAGCCACUGCGACGCUGUCGCCGAACAUGCUUCGUCAGCUGCAGAAGGCAGCAUCCAACUGUGGAAUGCCGGAGCUGUGCAAGGCCUGUUGUCAGAAGCUCACGGAAUCUUCGGAGACUGCGAAGCCAGCUACUGCAUCCCCCGUGAGCUCAGGUCACGUGGUAAAGAGGCGCAUCUCAAAUGCAUCGUCCCAACCGCAGGUCCGUCCCGCAAGUUCUUCGGACUCUCGGGGGCUGCCCGUGCUCCUGAGCAAGAAGUCAUCCCUCAGCGAAAGCUCAGCCGGCGGCAGCACAAGGCUUAAGAACCCGCUUGGCAACGACAAGCCCGACAAGCACAUUCGUGCCGGGAGCGACCUGAAGCAUGAAGCUGUGGAGACAGCAAGUUCCAAUCACACUCCGCUCUGCUUGGAGUCCAACUCCAGCAUCGGCGCAAGCCCCAUGGAGGGAAGGGAUUCGGAGAACAGCCGCUCAAAAGCUGUCCGACUCAGUUCCGGCAGCCUGAGGGCCUUUGCAGAUGAGAUGUCGGAGCUGCGUCGCAUCCUUCUGGCCCAGCCGAAGGCAGAGGGCCUGGGAAACGUGCCCAAGCGAGCCACGGAGUUGCUGGAGGACCUGCAGAUGAGCAUGAUGGAGACCAUCCGCAAUGAGUUCAAGGGCCUGAAAGAGGCGCAGGAGGAGAAGCAGAGCCCGGAGACUGCCUCGCUCUCCUCGCUGGCCGUGGGCAUCACCUCGCAGAUUCACAACCUCCGGGAUGAUCUGCUGUCCAUCCUGCACAGCAACGGGUCCCAGGGCAGCGUCUGCAGCUCCACUCGGAAUUCCUGCAGCCCGCCUCCGCGCAUCGUGGCCAUGCCACGAGAGGAGUCUCCCCCCGCUGCGCGCGUGGUCGCGCAAGCGGCCGCAGCUCCUGUAUCGGGCUUCUCUACCGAACCAGUGGUCCGCCCUGCUACAGCCUCGCCCACCCCGGACGGGCGGCUGUCCCCAGCACCCCCUCUCUCCCAGACUUCCCUCGGAGGCUCCCUGCCCUGCUCCGUCCCAGGCUCCGUGAUGCCAUCAUCUCCCCACCUUCGCAUGUCUAAGCCCCUGCAACAGCGGCUGGUGGUGACCGCCUCAACCGGCCAGCUGCCUGCUGCCGGCCGCUCGCCGUCGCCUCCCUCAAUGUACCGCCGCUAUGUGGUCCCUUCCUACCAGAAGCCCCCUGGAAGGGCGCAGCAGGCCGCCAGGCCUUCAGCUCGCUCCAUGUCUCCUCUUCCACGGACGGGCUAUCUGCCCAUGGCCCCCAGAGGUCGCCACACAGGAUGGAUGCCUUCGAUGCCGGUGGCGCCCGUGUCGGUGCGAUGGUCACCGAGCCCCCGGCAGCGAACGAACAUAUCGCCCGCAACAACAAUUCACGGCUCCGGUCCCUUCCACUCGCUGCAGGAACCAGUAGCCGUCGAUCCGCGUAAAGCCCCAACGCCUCCGUCCAACACUGCCGCGGCGCCGGCAAGGGCGGAGGUCACCUCAAAGCCCCAUGCAGCCCGCGUUGAGUCUGUGGAGUCCCUCAGCGUGUAG